Nerophis ophidion (straightnose pipefish) is the source of this 1300-nucleotide messenger RNA. RefSeq names its product P2X purinoceptor 5-like. Bases 54 to 1244 code for a protein of 396 amino acids. Gene Ontology annotation, cellular component: nuclear inner membrane; plasma membrane. Gene Ontology annotation, biological process: monoatomic cation transmembrane transport; response to ATP. The transcript is spliced from 12 exons. The record is from RefSeq and is a predicted model, not a curated record. Gene Ontology annotation, molecular function: purinergic nucleotide receptor activity; extracellularly ATP-gated monoatomic cation channel activity. Lineage: Eukaryota; Metazoa; Chordata; Actinopteri; Syngnathiformes; Syngnathidae.
GUGACGUGAUGACAUCCACGGCCACUUAAAGGACAAACACUGAAGCAGGCAGGAUGGCCGCGAGUUGUUGGAAAGGACGACUUGACUCCGUUUUUGACUACAGGACACCAAAAUUCAUCGUGGCCAAAAACAAAAAAGUUGGAAUUUUGUACAGACUCAUCCAGUUAUCUAUCAUCGGUUAUCUGAUAGGGUGGGUUUUUUUACGCAAGAAAGGCUACCAGGAGACAGACGAGGCCAUCCAGAGCUCGGUCAUCACGAAACUGAAAGGCGUCUCAGUGACAAACACCACAGAGUCGGGUGUGCUGGUGUGGGGGCCGGAAGACUACGUCAUCCCACCACAGGGUGAAGACGCUCUAUUUGUUGUAACCAAUUUCUUUGAGACGCCCAAUCAGAAGCUAGGAUACUGUGCUGAGAGCCCCAAAGUGGUGCAGGGCCUCUGUCAGCAAGACAAUGAUUGCCAAGAGGGACGUGAAGUGGUGGCUGGUCAUGGAGUCAAGAGUGGUCGAUGUUUAUCCACUGGCACGUGUGAAAUCUUUGGCUGGUGUCCUGUGGAGAGACCGUCUAAACCACAGUCUCUGCUGACAAACGUAGAGAACUUUACUAUCUACAUCAAGAAUUUCAUAGUGUUUCCUAAAUUCACAUUUUCAAAGUCUAACAUUCUGGACACAACGGACCAGUCCUAUUUGAAGAAAUGCAGAUAUGAUGAGAAGCUGCACCCCUACUGCCCCAUCUUUCGCUUGGGAGAUCUAACCUUGAGAGCUGGAUACAACUUCAGUGACAUGGCAACAUUUGGGGGCUCGAUUGGCAUCCAUAUUAAGUGGGACUGUGACCUGGACAAAGGUUACUCCAGCUGUCACCCACAGUACCACAUCACCCGCCAGGACAUCAGCGCGUCCAACAAUGCAAUCGCAGUGGGAUUCAACUUCAGGCAUGCUCGCUAUUAUAAAAAUGCAGCAGGGGAGAGUUACCGAUCUCUAUUCAAAGUCUACGGCGUGCGAUUCAACAUCAUGGUGAAUGGGAGGGCUGGAAUGUUCAGCAUUGUGCCCACAGCCAUCAAUGUUGGUUCAGGUUUAGCUUUAAUGGGUGCGGGAGUAUUCUUGUGUGACAUGAUCCUUCUCUACCUCAUGAAGAAUGGCACGGCCUAUCGGCAGAGGAAGUUUGAAGGACAGUUGGCAACUGAAGAUAUCAACACUAAGGAUAUAACAAGAUCAAAAACUCAUGAUACGAUAUUGUCAGGGUAUUGAGGCCACGGCACGAUAUUAUUGUGAUAUUUUCAAAAAUAAAAAGACUGGUAAACAUG